Messenger RNA from Penicillium canescens, 390 nucleotides. RefSeq lists its product as uncharacterized. The record is from RefSeq and is a predicted model, not a curated record. Lineage: Eukaryota; Fungi; Ascomycota; Eurotiomycetes; Eurotiales; Aspergillaceae. Bases 1 to 390 code for a protein of 129 amino acids. The transcript has 4 exons.
AUGUCUGACGAGAAGACUCGCCGCCACUGGCACGGGACGGCCGGUGACAGACAUGAACAGCUCAAUGUUUGGAUGAAUGGUGGAGCGAAGGCUCCCAGUUCACGCGCUCCUUGGGCUAUGGCGCCUGGUACGGAGUCCCCAUCUGGUAGAAAAGACUCAACAACCUCAAAUAACUCCAAUUCAAAUGCCUCCCCAACAAUCCCAAGCCUCGGCGAACGACGUCGCUCCAGCGCCAGCUCUGGCGGUGGCCUCUUCGCCAACCUGCAAUCCCAGAAACGAGACUCUACAAGCCCCGACAUGGCUACUCGUCGUGCGAGCUGGAAUGAGCAGGCUGCCAAGGGCGGUCCGUUUUCGAAGUGGUGGGAUGGGUACAUGCGUGGUAACAAGUAG